AUGCGCCUAUCCACCCACAAGAAUCGGUACGAGAGUGGAGGACACUUCCGGCCACACAAGGACACCGAAAAGGAGGCCGGGAUGUUCGGAACACUCGUGGUGCAGCUACCGACCGCCGCCGGGCACAAUGGUGGUGCUUUGAUCGUGCGCCACCGCCGUCAGCAGCGUGUCUUCGCCUGGGAAGACCCGGACGGGAGCUACGCCCAGAGGCUUGGGGGUGGAGCGGCGGCAGCUGUGGCCGGAACGGCAGCCGGCGCACCGACCGAAGCAGCGGACGAGGUUGGCCGGGGCAUGGCCAGCACUCCGCCCUCUUCUCUUCCGGUGCGUUGCGCGGCGUUCUACGGCGACUGUGAGCACGAGCUGCAGACGAUCACGAGCGGCGUGAGAUUGUGCCUCCUGUACAACCUCGUGCGGACCACGCCGGGUCCCCAGCCCGUCGCCGCGGUCGGCCAGAGCGGAUCGGCUGCGCAGCUCCGUCUCUCGGACGCAGUAGCUGCGUGGGGCCGUCCCGGCAGCAGCUGCGACGCCGCCAAGUUCAUCGUUCCGCUCGCGCACGAGUACACGAAGGCCAGUCUUUCGUUCGGCGGUCUGAAGGGUCGGGACCGUGCGAUGGCGGACUCUCUGCGCGCGUGCAGGGAUCUGGACCUGUACCUGGUAACGAUUGUGAAGCACGAGAGCGGCACCGCGCAGGAGGACCCCUAUGAACGAAGCAGGUACUACAAGCGUGAAAAACGUCACAAACGAUCUAGGUGCUGGGGCUUCGGUUGCGAGGAGGACGACGACGAAGACGGAGAAGGUUGCGGGUGCUGCGGCGAAGACGAGUCCGACGACGAGUCAGACCCUGAAGAUAAGGAAAUGGAGGAGGUACACGAAACGACCAUAACGGCGGAGGACUGGGUGGAUGGUGACGGCGAUUUGCAGAGUCCGGGCCCUGGCGUGGACAUCAAUGACCACGAGGUUCUUGGCUAUCUCCCGCUUGAAGACCCGGACGAAUCCGCCGAGGAGAGCGAUGAUGACGAUGAUGACGGGUGCGACUCCGCCGACGCGAAAGGCCUUGAUCUCCUGUUCCCCCCUGAUACCGAGCCGACCGAGCGAGAGUACGAGCGUUAUACAGGCAACUGUAGCCCAACUCUAGACUUCUGGUACCACCGGGCGGCCCUCAUCUUCUGGCCCAGCUCAGCAAAGAUGCGCGUGGAGCUGGAGAACGGGCCUAGCUCCGCUCUCAGGGUCGCCCGCAAGCGCUUUUCCGAGUACGGCGACGCCGGCGAACUGCCCUUGGCGGAUCUCGCCAUGAUAGUUUCCCUCGCCGAGACUAAACGAGAGAAGCCGCACCGUCAAGGCUCCUACUAUUCGUCGGCGCCGCCCUCCGGCCAUGUUUUCAUGACCGACGCGCGGGACACGGCAGAUGUGCUCGCCCUGUGCUCGAGAGCCGGCGCGGCAGCCCUCGACUCUUCUCGCCGCUUGCUGCGGCUCCUAGCGGGCGGUACAUCGGGCGCGGUCGGGACUCCAGGCCUGGUAUCGGAGAGGGUGUCGCGGGGAGUGGCGGCGCUAGUGCGGGCGGUUGGGUGGCAAGCGAUCGGGGGCGAAGUGAUUCGGGUGGUCAAGGCUUGCAGUCUCGAACACGCGGGAAAUGUGGCCGUGCUUGUCGAAGAGCUUUCGACGCUGGUUCUUCCCCGGCAACAGCAGCCGGAGCUUCAGCAGGAGGGCGCUGGUGUCAAGGGUAAGGCCCAAGCGUCGCAGCAGUCUGAGCUUCAGGACGGUGUUGAUGUCAAAGCUGAGGUCCAGGCGGCGCAACAGCCUGUGCUUCAGCACGGUGUUGACGAUGUCAAGGCUGAGGUCCAAGCGUCGCAGCAGCCUGCGGUUGAGGACGGUGUUGAUGUCAAGGCUGAGGUCCAAACGGCGCAGCAGCCUGUGCUUCAGGACGAUGUUGGCGAUGUCAAGCCUGAGGUCCAAGCUGUGCAGCAGCCUGGGCUUGAGCAAGACGGCGCUGGUGUCAAAGUUGAGGCCCAAGCGUCGCAGCAGCCUCAGCUUCAGGAUGGCGUUGAUGUCAAAGCUGAGGUCCAAGCUGUGCAGCAGCCUGGGCUUGAGCAAGACGGCGCUGGUGUGAAGGCAGAGAUCCAAGCUGCGCAGCAGCCUGUGCUUCAGCAGGAAAAAAGCAGUUCGACGGGCGCUCUGAUCGCCAGCACCUAUGUACAAGGCAUCACCUCCAACCCUGGCGCUCUCGAGCGAGUGACCUCGAAGGAGGUGCCCACCAUCGUCCGCCUGCUGCUCCUCGACCUUCCCUGCUUCAGCGUCAACGCUAGCAGCGGUGUCAACCCUGUCCUCGCGUUAUUUUCCAAAUCGGGAGCUGUCCAUCUGCCGACAGAUGUCUUGGCCAAGUCGGUUCACGAGUUCCGCGGCCGGCUGGACGGCACGGUAGCCGCUGCUUCAAGCACCGGGAGAUCCAUUCCCGCCGUCACGUCAGGCACCGUCGCCGCUGCCUCAACUUCUACCGCAGCCGCCACAGGCGCCGGGGGAGGGCAGCCUCCCCCCCAUCACUCGUCCGCGGUGGUCACCCUUGCUACGGGGCUCUACUCGCGUGGGUUCCAAGACGUGGCCGCGGCGGCGGUCAAGACGUUCGCUGAGGAUGUGCUGUGGCUGACGGCAAGCAUCGACAGCACCGGCGGGUUGGAGCAGGGAUUCGUCGGUGCAAUGGUGAUGGGCACGAGAAGCGGCGACCCUAGUCAGAUCUACAGGAGCCAGGGGAAGCUGAAGGCGGUGCUCGAAUCGAAGGCCGUGCAGGCCGCCGUUCGUGGCGGUGGUGGGGCUGGCGGCGGCAAGAAAGGCUCUGAAGUCUUCUGGAGGGCCUUGGUGUCGGAGCGACUGGUGAACCUGGAGGCGCAGGCCGCGCCCAAGCUGUGCUGGCGACAGCCGAACGCGGUUUUCUCGAAAGAUCCACAGAUACAGCACUUCCUACGCGGACCGCAGAGCACCAUGAUUUACCGUGGCACCCGCGGUUCUCCCUUCACGAGCAUCGCCCAAGCCAGGACAUUCUCUUACAGCUUUUACGGGGUCAACGCCAAGGCUGUCGCGCGAGGCGCCGGCCGGGGAGCACACGUCGAGAUCGCCAAGACCAAGGAUCUGUACGAAAAGAAAGUCAAGGCCCACAAGGAAGUCCGAGCGGAGGUCGCCCUCCUACGCUCCCUCCUAAAGAGCAUCGGGAGUAGGGGGGGGGGUGCUACGGCAGGUGGGGCCAACGAAGUGAGUCGUCCCACGGCCCCUCUCGCUCCCGUUAGCAGGAACGUGGCCGGUGUCUCCAGAGCAGCAGAAGCCGGUAACGGUAAGAUUGGUGCUGCUGGGCGGCGCCCAAAGCGAGAGGUGAUUGAUUUGUGCGACAGCCCGUGA
Molecule: messenger RNA, 3384 nt
Organism: Ectocarpus siliculosus
Lineage: Eukaryota; Phaeophyceae; Ectocarpales; Ectocarpaceae
Source: the annotation of a GenBank genome assembly